Molecule: messenger RNA, 510 nt
Organism: Amorphotheca resinae ATCC 22711
Lineage: Eukaryota; Fungi; Ascomycota; Leotiomycetes; Helotiales; Amorphothecaceae
Exons: 2
Coding region: 1-510 (169 amino acids)
Source: RefSeq, a predicted model, not a curated record
AUGUCUUCAAAUGUUGGACUCAGUACGCCCCGUGGUAGUGGUACCUCUGGGUACGUACAACGCAACCUCGCGCACCUUCGGCCCCGCGAUCAAGGCAAACCUUACUCCACCGACCUCGACAGUUUGAAACAUCGACAACGGCAGCCCGACAAGGAGAUACUGGAACAUGAUCGCAAGCGGGAGGUUGAAGUGAAAGUCUUCGAGCUACGUGACCUCCUAGAAGAUAAGGGAGUCGAUGAAGAACAAAUCGAGGCAGAAACACAGGCUCUACGCAGAAAAUUAUUGAAGGAAAGCGAGAGGAAUAGGGGACCUAAUGCGAAAGGCUUGAAGAUGCAUCAGGUUCACGAGUUGGCGGAGGCCAAGAUCAAACAGGAUGACAGGUUCCGCAGUGCGCUGGGGAUUAGUAAGAACUACGAGGAGGGCAGCCAUUGGAAAAAGCAAGAAGAGAGGUUGAGAGCCAAUAUGGAGAAAGAUGAGGGUGGCAGUGUCAAGAAGGAGUAUAGGGACUAG